Molecule: messenger RNA, 825 nt
Organism: Cyphellophora attinorum
Lineage: Eukaryota; Fungi; Ascomycota; Eurotiomycetes; Chaetothyriales; Cyphellophoraceae
Exons: 1
Coding region: 1-825 (274 amino acids)
Source: RefSeq, a predicted model, not a curated record
AUGUCGUCCUGGGCCGAUCUCCCCGUAGAAAUCAAGACCAAAAUCAUCAGUCUCACGCUACCAGAUGAUGGCAUCACUCUCAUAGCAGAAUAUCGGAAGGCAGACGAACAACCUUCUGAUGAAGAGAUCGACGCCGACAAUCGGCAGCUGCAGCGACGCCUUUGCUUCAGCCCCGCUGAGGUUUCGGAUCUGUUGCACAUCGACAAGGAGAUCUCUGGCAUCGCGAGAUGGCUCAUAUCGAAAGCCACAACCACAAUUGCUGUCGAUCUGAAACCACGCCUCUUGACCUUUGACGUCAAGUCGCAUCAGGCCUACCCCAUCAGACUCGGACUUUUGCCUCCAUCGAUGAUAUCCAAUGUCAGAAGACUCGAGUUCGUUACCGGAACAGCCAAGCCUGCUUUCAUGGCACUCGACGUGUCUGAGCUCCCACAGCUAGAACACAUAGUCUUUCCGCGAUGGCUGUUUCCAUGUCUCGAAGAGGAGUCAAAGCUCUUACUGCCACAUGUGCCACAAUCAUAUGUUGCACUUAGGCUCCGGCGUCAGAUCUUCGACUUCUUGGACGAAAACGAGGAGGAGAAAUUGCUGAUCCCAACGGCAGACUAUCUGGCGCAGGGCCAAAAUGACAAAGGACUGAUCAAAGCUGCUCAUACCCAGCUCAGUGCGCUGGCUCGUCGUAUCGACCCAGUUCGAGCGGAGAGCUGCGACUGGACUUGGCUCAUGCGGAUAUCCUGUCCCGACGAGGUCUGUGAUUGUGGUUACGGUCUUCACAUCGGUGGUCACGCUCGUCGCAAGCGGAUAUUCGCAAGAACCGUGGUUUACCGGUAG